This is a messenger RNA of Anopheles maculipalpis, 4245 nucleotides long. RefSeq names its product trafficking protein particle complex subunit 11 (gene gry). Gene Ontology annotation, cellular component: cytoplasm. The transcript is spliced from 9 exons. NCBI's taxonomy places the organism in Eukaryota, Metazoa, Arthropoda, Insecta, Diptera, Culicidae. Bases 22 to 4209 code for a protein of 1395 amino acids. The record is from RefSeq and is a predicted model, not a curated record.
GAGGUUUCACGCACGCACGGAAUGUCUCUCGAUGCCAGUGUACUCCCAUCGGAACUGCUGACGACAGCUGCCCCGUUGGUCGGUCUGUCCGGGCUAGAUGUGCAGCGCAAUGCGAUACACAAAACGAUCUGGGAUGCGUUCAACAACGCCAAAAAACCGGACACGGAAUCGAUCCAGUAUAAGCUGCUACCCCCGAAUUACGAGUUUCCCGUCUCGAAGCCCAAACACCAAUCCUACGAAUGGUACACACCAAAGGGCAUACUCAAACGCAACUGGAUGCUGAAGCAUCUGCACGUCCUGCCGGCGGUGGUAGUACUAUUUCAGGACCUCGAAUGGAACGACCCCAAAUGGACGGAAAAGCAGCUACAGUGUGCGGCCACGAUACAGGUGCUGAAGAAUUCGCUGCAGGGCCGCAACACGCGUAUCGCGAUAGCGCUACUCCAACGUGGCCACUAUCUGCAGCAGGGCGAAGAUAUGCUCGCCUCGGAACGUGCCGCCCAGCUUACGAGCAACUGUGACAUCAAUGCGAAGAUGCUGUUCGUGCUACCGCACAACGACCAUCUGAUGGGGCACAUCUUUCGGCUGCAAUCCGCUUUCCUCGAGCUGGCCCAAUCCUACUACACGCAGCUGAUGAAGCAGAUCCGCCUGCACCGGGAUCAGCUAACCGAUGCGCACACGGUACUGAAGAUACGGCACCAGUUUAAGCUCGGCUUCCUUUCGGAGCUGAAGCACGACCAAUCGAACGCACUGCGCCACUACCGGCAAACGUACACCUUUCUGGACGAUGUGCGAAUCGUAGACACGAACUGUCUCGAGCUGAAAACCAUUGCCGGCUUUGUCAAUUACAAGAUGUGCAAACUGUUCUUCCGCCUGAACGCACCGAAAGAUUCCAUUUCGCAGUUCAAAAACCACAUCCACAAGUACCGGCCGCGGACCGGCUUUAAGGAGCUACUGUUCGAGCAUUACGCCUGGCUCAGCGUACAGUACAGUGCGUUUGCGGAGCUGUUUUGCGAUGCGGUAAAGAAUGGAUUAGCGCCACUCCAAACGCAACAUCCGGGCAUCUACUUCCACAAGGCGGCCGAAUACAUUGGGAUGCGCAAGGAGGCGUUUCUCCAGUGUACCGCGCUCGAUACGACGGGUCCGGCCGAACUGGGCUCUAUAAGCAAUUCGGCACUUUACAGUGACUUUUUUGGCAUCCGUGGAAGCGUCAAGACGGGCGAACCAGUGUCCGAGCAGCAAAUUAUAUGUCUAGUGCAGGAAAACGAGAAAGCCUACAACCAUUCGGGCGAAAUUAUUGCCCUGCUCGGGAAAGCGAUGGCGCAGUUUAAGGUUUACCGGUGUUUACGGUUUCGUAAGAAGCUGGCAAUCGAUAUGGCCGAAGAGUAUCUGAAGAGCGGGGAUCACUCGAAAGCACUGACGCUGUACUCGCUUAUGCUGACCGACUACCGGGUAGACAAAUGGUACACAAUCUUCACGCAGGUGCUACUGAAAACGCUUCACUCGGCGUACCUGUCCGCAUCGGUGCCGGAUUUUGUGGCCUGCAGCAUCGAAGCCCUAUCACCGCGCAUUGCCAUGGAAAAGCAGGAACGCAUACUGAUACUGGAAAAUCUUUGGAAAGUGUUCCACCGCGUAUCGCCCGUUUCGAGUAGCCUUAUCGCACCGGAACUUUCCAGCAGCUGGCAAUCGGCACUCACAUCAUUUAACACCCCGAUCAAGCUGGAUCUCGAUCGUUUGAACGAUCUGGUCGAAUGCCGUCUAACCUUCGAAAAGCGCCAGAUCAAGAACGAUGAGAAACUUCAGCUGUUGCUGUACAUCCGCUCGCUUACCGAGGUUCCACUUAAGUUGAAAAACUUUUCCAUUCUACUGACGGACCUCAAGUCAAGCAGUGUUCGAAUUAAUGCUGUCCAGUACGCAGAAUACGCCGGUCCCGCAGACGACAAUAUCGCCGUCGAUUCGUCGUCCAAACCGAUCGAAGAAUUUAUCCUCGAGCCGGAAAAAUGCUAUCGUAUAUUGUUUGUCGGUGAUCGGUGCCUGUUUGCGGAGAGUGUAGACGUUCACAUCUUUCGGCUCGAGUUGCAGAUGGGAUCGGAAAAGACGCACGCAGUACUAUCGGUGCGCGAGAAGCUCAAUACGAGCAAAGCGUUUAAAUCGUACAAUCCGCACAAGGAUUGUAUGGAAAGUAUUGGCGUUAUAAGCUCCUGCUACAUCAUUCCAACCUUCCAUCUGGGAUCACAGACCAAACCAACCAACCAACCGAUGCUGACGAACGAAUUCCACCAGGUGACGACGAAAAUUUUCAACCAAUCGGAUCUCUGCCUACAGAACGUCGGUGUGAGCAUCAGUGUGCCACAGUUGCUACGAAACAAUGUAUUUCUGACAACUGAUCUUAACCAUCCGCUGCAAAAGAUUCACUCGCACGUCCAGAUCGACAUCGGCGAGCUGCAGAUGCAAUCCUCCACGACCGUUUCAUACUAUCUCGCUAGCCUGGUGGCGGGCAAUAUAGAGCUAAAGCAGAGAAUGUACUAUCAGAUGGAAAAUUUACACCAAAGCAAAGUGGUUGACGCGCUAGGCGGAACCACACUCAGCGGGAACAAUGGUGCGGCCGAUUCACCCUCCACGCCAAACAGUGAAAAGGAGGACCUUGCAAAGCUGCUGGCAAAUGAGAAAAGUUUGCAACAGUACGUUAACAAUCACAACGUAAAGAUCGAGUUUGUGCACGACGACGGGCAGAUGGUGCGCAAGAUUAAGGAAGAUACGGUGGUGGUACCGUGCGUGGAGGAGAUUAAACUUACCGGCCGGUUCUACACGCUCAGCCGGGAAGCACUGGUGCGAGCGUACCGGAAUGAAGAUUUUUUGCUGCGCGUUAACAUGGAGAUUAAAUCGCCCGAUCCGAUCGAUAUACUCGAAACGCAAUUUAUUAGUGAUCAUAAUAUAGUGGAGAAACAGUACCAAGGAGGAAAACCCAUCGGCGGCAGUGGUUUACGGCCGGCCACCCGGUUCGAGGAUUUGAAGCUACUGAGUGCAAGCAACUGUACCCGGGAUUGGGUAUCGCGCGGAAAUUUUCUUUCGAAGGACACGCAGCUCGUAUUUAAUCGAUCACGCUCACCGGACGGAGCAGCAACGGCCCUGCCCGCGAACCGACCGAUCGAGGAGCAGCAGUACAACAAGAACCUGCUCUCGAAACUGCCGACGAAUGCAACGAUAAUCGGUAGCACUAGUGCGCAACUAACCAAUCAGAUGAACCUAUCACUAACCCAUCAUCCUUCACAUGCUGCCUUGGCUGAUACCACCACGGACGGUGACGGCAUUUCACAAUCGUCAGCGAAAGGAGUUAACGCCAGCAUGACCACAUCCACCGGAAGUGUGGAAGAUUUCAAAGUGAAACCACUACCACUAAACGAUUCGUCUGCUUUAUCAUCAUCGAAUGCAUCGAAAGCGGGCCAUCUGACCGGUGGUGGCGAUGAUUUAGUUGGGAAGAAUGUAACGAAAACCAUCUUUAACCGUACGCUCGAUUGUGUGCAGCUAACGAACAAUGAUCGGAACGGGUUUAUUAAUGCGCAUUACAACAAACCCGAGCCAGGCACGAACGUUUCCAGCACGGUAGCACCGAACGGUACCGGAUGGCCUGUAUUUGGUGUGUACUGUGUACGGUGGUGCCGCUCACGAACACCGAAUGUUGUGAAUGAAUCGAAAUUUAUCAUCAACGGCAUUGAAGUGAUCGAUCCACCACUAAAUCUGUACUGCUACAUCGAACAGCGUAUGUACGUAAGGUUACCGAUGACGUUACGCGUAACGCUACGGAAUCCAACGCGAAGAAUACUGCAUCUGCAAGCAAUACUGAACAGUUCCGAUAGUUUCAUGUUUGCCGGCCAUCGCCAGCUGAACGUAUCGAUAUUUGCGUACUCCACGUACGAUCUGCUGUUUAAUCUGUGCCCACUGAAAGCUGGCUGGCAACCGUUACCCGAACUACAGCUAGAGUAUCAAAAUUUUCAGCCCACUGCUACACCUAACCCCGCACCAGGUAUACCCGGGACUCAGCCAGUAGCGGUGAAAUUCCCGACCGAUUCGGUGCCCGCCACAAUACCGACCGGUGAGGCAGAUGUGAUAGCUGAAGGGGUAGAAAGCCAGCGCAGGGCGGAGCUGGCCUCGCUUGUGCAACGGUGGAUGCCGAAAAUGGUGUUUGUUCAUCCUCCAACGAGGACACUGUGAUUAUCAACGAUAUGUUAAGUAGCGGCGUCGAAGAAA